This is a messenger RNA of Fusarium redolens, 2104 nucleotides long. RefSeq lists its product as uncharacterized. The transcript is spliced from 3 exons. The record is from RefSeq and is a predicted model, not a curated record. The coding region runs from base 351 to 1874 and encodes 507 amino acids. NCBI's taxonomy places the organism in Eukaryota, Fungi, Ascomycota, Sordariomycetes, Hypocreales, Nectriaceae.
GGGCACGGCAUUCAACGAAGCUGCUGUCAACGCUCGAGUAAACAAAGACUUUUUUGCCGCCGAGUAUGAUCUUGAGGAGCUUCGCGCUACUUCUUCCUUGGUCACGACACCUACUCGCCAGGUCUAUACACCUCUUACCGUCGCUGCUGGCACCACAGACGACUUUCACGUAGAUGGCCAGCCGGAGGACCUCGAAGAGGAUGCCUAGGAGCACCAUUUGACUACCUCCACUACUGCCACUAUUGCGUCUUCUUCCGACUCUGCCGGUGAUGUCGUGACCACCCCCCCUCGUGGAACUCCUGCUGCCAGUUCUGUGGCGAUUGCAUCUCAGAGUGGCUUCGCCCGUCUUGAUGCCGCUCUUCAAGGUAACGCACCAUUUGCUUGUUGUAUUAAAUUUCUUUACUAACGUUGUGCUCCCUCAAGACGAUUGCCCCUCUGACAUCUAUUCCGAUGACAACGCUGGCGCUCCUCCCAAGACCCUCUUGGAGUUGGAGACUGUCCACCCGGACAACAGCAAGAUCGCAAAGGUCACACGCACUGCUCUUGCCUUCCUCUCCCAAGCGGAUGUGGGUCACAUCAUUGAAGCCCAGGCCCAGAGUUCCAGCCAGUCAAUCUCCUCUCGAGAGGCAGAACAUGGGACCCCUUUGAAGGACUUGGCUACUCGCCAUGUCGAAGAUGUCAACAUUGGAGUUGCAUCCCCAGCACCAACUUCCCACCUCCACCACGAUGGAGAUGAUGAGGACCUUAUUUCUUUUGAUGGGGAUCCCUCUCCUGCCGGCCUUAUCUCGGCUACUACUGAGGAUGUUUUCCCUCCUAAAAGCACUGUCGCUAAGGAGGUAGAAGAGGUCGAGAAUGGCACUGUCGCGCUCGAUGUCUACCCUACCACCAACCACUCUGUUGAGUCUGAGGCCGAGCUUCUGGUACAGACCGCCGAAGGUGUCCCCUUCUCCCCCAAGGGGACUACUUCGGCUCCCGAUGAUGAGUUCACUAUCUAUGCUGAGGCACAGUCCGCAGCUAGGUCCAUCACCGGUGACGACACAGUUACAACUGCAAACAGUGUUCAUAAGAAUGACAAGGUUGUCAAGUGCUUUAAAUGUGCCAAUGACUGUGCUGAUACUGUCAUCACAUGCGCUUGCAAUCAUCAGUAUUGUUCUGACUGUUUCAAUGACCUAGUCAAGGCUUCAAUCCACGGGUCGACUCCUUUCCCUCCUGUCUGUUGCGAACUGCCAAUCCCCGUUAACAUCAACUCUUCUGUUUUCGAUAAGAAGACUUCGUACGAUUUCCUGUCGAGGAAAUUCGAGGCGUCUGAUGUGGGUGAAAAGGGUGACGUCGGUGAACGGGGUGACAAGCCGCUUCCCUCUCUUCCCUCUCUUCCCCCUCUUCCCCCGCUUUCGGCCGAGGAGAAAUCGGAGUACUCUUUCAGCGGAUUUGGGUCAUCUCAAGGAAGCGAGAAUGAGAAUAAGUGUCAUUUGUGUGAUAAAGCCAUUGAAAAGGGCUGUUAUUGCCCUGACUGUUGCUACCAAUGCAACAGUAGCAGAGCAAACUGUAAAUGCCAGUGGUGGGAUGCCCGCCAGCGCCGUGAAAAGGGUGAAGCUAUCCAAAAGGCGUCAUCCUUUCAGACUGCUCGACCUAACGUUGCGCCCUUCCGAGGACAACGAAAGCAGUUUGAGGGGAUAUUCCAGCGAUACAAUGCAACACCUCGUGCCGAGACUCAGAAUGGGGCUUGCCAGCACCCUUUGAUGAGGGAAGUGAAGAUGUCGGGUCGAUGCUUUGACUGCCUGCACAUCCUGCCUGCGUUCCUGUGGCAAUGCACACGCUGCAAGUAUUCGGUUUGCAAACAGUGUGGCAAGAAGCGGGGAAUAUUCCUCCGUUGAUGGUUCUCUAUUGAUGGUUCUCCGUCGAUGUUGGAAAGGUUGUGGGGAUGUAUUGAUGAGUUGGUGGAAAUGGUGGGGUAUGUGAUGUUGUGACGAUGAUGGUGAUGAUGAUGUGCUGGUGUCGAGAAGCAGUCGUGAUGAUAGCGGAAGAAAUUGGUAACGAUGAAGGAGGGUGGUCCAGUGUACUCUGUCCUUGCCAAGAGUAGAUAUCGUAGUCUGUAAGAUAGAGA